Molecule: messenger RNA, 960 nt
Organism: Rotaria sp. Silwood1
Lineage: Eukaryota; Metazoa; Rotifera; Eurotatoria; Philodinida; Philodinidae
Source: the annotation of a GenBank genome assembly
AUGACAUCCAAUGAUGAAUUAACAAUAGCAGAAUUAUUUGAUUUUGCUUUUGAUCUUCAACAAAAACUUGAAACAAAUAAAAUCGAACAAAAACUUGAAACAUUUAAUCUUGCAAUAAAUCGUUUAAAAUUAGCUGAAGAAAAACUUGAUGAAUUACAUUUAUUUUCUGAUAAUGAAGAAAUAAAUGAAGUAUCAACAAAUGAAUUACGAUAUUUUAUUCUUUAUGCUUUAAUUGGUUGGCUUUAUGAAUAUCGUUCAUCAAAUCGUGAACAACGUUUAGAUGAUAUUCAUUUAGCAAUAUCAUAUUUUAUUAAAUAUUUACAAUUAUGUAAAAAUUAUGGACUUGUUCAAAAUAUUCCAAAAGAACAAGAUGAUGAUAAUGAAAAAUUUCGUUUACAUGUUUCUGAAGAUCGUCAAAUAAAAAUUCAAAAAUUGAAAGAAAAAAAAUUACUUGAACAAUCUGUUGCGAAAUUACGUGAAAUAAUGCAUGAUAUUAAUCGUGUUGAUGAUGAAAUUAAACGACAAUUAUAUAUUGAACAAAUAAAAUGGUGGAUUAAACAAACUGAAGAAGAUAUUAUUGAAUUGAAAGAUGAAAUUAAAUUAAUUCAAUUUUCUAAAGAUCCAUUUCCACAAAAUAAUAAUACAACAACAGCAACAGCAACGAAUAAAUUACCUAUCGAUGGACCAUUUACAUUAGUUACAACAAAAGAUCGACUGUAUAAAGAAGCAGUUGGAGGAGCUGGCUAUCCUAGUUUACCAACGAUGACUAUACAAGAAUUUUAUGAUGAUCUUACUAAAAGACAAUCUCAGCAACCAAUUCCACCUCCAAAACCAGCUCGAUUAUCUGAAGAACAUUUAGAUGAAAUUGAUGAUGAAACACAUCGACAAAAUGUUCGUCUAAUGGAUGAAUAUAAAGAUGAUAAUCCACGUGGUAGUGGAAAUCGUUAUAAUCGUAGUUAA